Molecule: messenger RNA, 2895 nt
Organism: Osmia bicornis bicornis
Lineage: Eukaryota; Metazoa; Arthropoda; Insecta; Hymenoptera; Megachilidae
Gene: otp
Product: homeobox protein orthopedia
Exons: 6
Coding region: 191-1255 (354 amino acids)
Biological process (GO): neuron differentiation; regulation of DNA-templated transcription
Molecular function (GO): DNA binding; DNA-binding transcription factor activity, RNA polymerase II-specific
Source: RefSeq, a predicted model, not a curated record
CGGGCCGUUCCUCGGGCACGUCCGAAGUAUAUCGCAAAUAUCGCGUUAAAUCUACGUUAAAUUCGCAGUAUCCUUUGGUGGUUGCUUCAGUUUCGAGACAGACGAAACUCGCGAGGGUGGUUCGCGGUGACACGCGGGUUUCCGGUAACCGCGAUCUCUUUGUGUCGGGGUUACACUCCCCGGGAACGGCAUGCUCAACAAUAUCUCCGCCGGCGGGUCCAUACACGGUAUUUCCGGAGCGAAGGAUCUUCAUGCGCAGGACCUGAAGAGGCACGACAAGUUGGACGGCGUGCUGGGAGUGAAUUUGGGGACCGGGUUGUCUGCCGGUGGUGGCCUCACGCUUCAUCAGGAAUUAAUCAUGACCAUGCCUGGCGCGGGAAAUGCGGGGGCGAUCGGACAAGGCGAUGACAAACCCGCGAAACAGAAAAGACAUCGGACGAGAUUCACACCAGCUCAGUUGAACGAGCUAGAGAGGUGUUUCAAUAGGACCCACUAUCCGGACAUUUUCCUCAGGGAGGAGAUAGCUGUGAAAAUUGGCCUCACGGAAAGUCGGGUGCAGGUGUGGUUUCAAAAUCGCCGAGCAAAGUGGAAAAAACGGAAGAAGUCUGCGCCGAUUUACCGUUCCACGGGCACUCUGCUACCAUCGCAUGGUCUGCCUCCGUUUGGUCCAAUGAGCUCCGAUCUUUGCGGUGCUGGAAUGUUUCAUGGACCUGCUGAAAGAUGGGGAAUGGGAACAGGUCUCGGACAAUUGGGCCAGGGAGGGAUGACGAUGGGUGGUUUUGGGCAAAGUUUAGGACAACUUGGUCAGCAAAGUACGGGAAGCCUAGGUUCGAGCUUGGGUCUUGGUAAUUCCGGGCUCCCUAUCAGCAGUCCGUCGCAGACUGUCUAUCAAGCUAGUUAUGGACUGAAUUCCCUCGGGGGUGUACACGUGACGGCAUCCCGGGGUUCGCCUCCGGGAGGAUCGAGCGUGGGCGGAGGUCAGGGUGGCGGACUUGGAUCGGCCUUGAACUGCGGUCAGGGCUCGCCUGGGACGACUUCCGGUAGCGGAGGCGGUGGCGGUGGCGGCGGUGGUGUUUCCUGCGUGGCCGCCGACGUGAACGCGACCGAAGCGUCGGAUUGGAGAGGCGCGCACAGCAUCGCGGCGCUGAGACGUCGUGCCUCGGAUGCGUCGCAACAAUACAGUCCACAGCCACCGCCACCACCCGCAGGACCACCUCAAUAUGCCCACGACAUCGAGUACAAUUCCGUUUACUGAGGUGUUCCGGGAUUCUCUAUUAACUCUACUCUCACUGGUUUUAUCGGGGAAACCUUUCAAUGAUUCCCUUGGUGGACGACGAGACGGUUCCGUACAGUCCACGUGCAGGGUAACGCGUGAUCAGAAGAAAUACUCGUUGGUCGAGAAUAUUUCUAUUUGCUCGUGGUUGCCCACUACGGAAGUAAAAUAAACACUCUUGGAAAAGAAUGGAAAAUUUAGCCUAGUCUCUGGACAAGAUAACAGAAGCUACAGCAACAACGAAUUUUAUCUCGUUCUCUGCGUGCUCUAAAUGUUGAUUUUAAUUACCGAUUAAUUGGAAAUUUUACGAAUUGAUCUGUGGUGCAAUCAUAGAGGAACAAUUUGACGAUAACGCGCGAUGUUCGGAGUAACAAGUAUACGGUGAAUUUUGAAAAAAUAUAAUAAUAAUAAAAAGAGGAAGUUUCCGAGAACAGGAGGCGGUAAAGUGAAGAUGGAAAAACGAUUUCCACGAAAGGAUUCGUGUCACAUUGAAGAAGCUGUGCAACACUGACGUUGUUACGUCACAUAUGCAUAUAUUAACACUAUCACCGGUGCGCGUCGGACGAUUUUAUACGUUCAAUCUAUUUCUAACACAAUUACAUUUCAAAUGAUUACUUCAGAAUCGUACCUACUGCUCAUUAAAGCAGUGUGAGGUUCGCUUAAGUGCAAUCCGAAUGUAUUCUUGAACAAUUAAUUUAUUCUAUGUUACGUACUGUUUCAGCAAGAAUUUCGGAAUUUUUAGAAUUUACACGUACGAAAUUCACGAGUCGCUGCACGGUGUAACGAAAAGUAUACGACAAGUUAUUAUAGUAAUUAUGUAUGGUAUUGUAAAUAUAGUAAAGAAUUACGAUCAUUAUUGAUAAGUUUCGCGUAUAAUGAAACGGCUAAGUUAUUUUUACUUGACCAAUUUAGCAAGGUUACAAGAUUCAGGAUCCCUCGAUUGUUUGCAGUUCCUUUCACGAAUCCGUGUAAUAGAAACCAAAGGGAAUCUCUUGAUUUUCACCUAAUUUACCUACAUUUCACACGUUCACGCGAAAUGACCACGAGCCUGUUCAACGAUCGCAUUAAGCUUUAAUAACGAUUAAACGAGACGAUAAAGGAGCUAGUUUUUCUUUGUUUUGCUUUCUAUAUUGAUCACAGACUGGUUUAGAUUCUUGAGACGUUGAAACGAAUUCAAAAGAAAUCUUCGUUUCGAGAAGGUCAAUGUGUAAACGUAUGUGUGUACCCGUGAGGUCUUGCAUGAGAGGAACAGAGUACUUUAAGUAAUUAAAAUACAAGUUAACACCUUCGUAUACCGCAUUUCCCGGCUAAUUUCCUAGAACGCUAUAAAUAUAGAUUGUUCUGUUGUUGUACACCGAGGCGUAAGUUUUGUAAAUAGAGUAUACGUCUAAUAUUAAUAAUAAUCGAGUAUUGUAAGCGAACACGAUAUCUCAUUUAAGAACGAACGAACGAACGAACGAAAGCGAGUAUACUUGGACAUUGUGAUAUUUUGGGCCCGCUGUUCCCGUUUUUCGUUUUUCCUCGACAGUGACCAGCCGUGCACAUGAUAUUGCAAGGGAAAAAUAAAGCGGCACCACUAAUAAAAACGUCGACUAUUCUAACGAGACGAGACAAUAAAUGUG